Molecule: messenger RNA, 2396 nt
Organism: Parasteatoda tepidariorum (common house spider)
Lineage: Eukaryota; Metazoa; Arthropoda; Arachnida; Araneae; Theridiidae
Product: nose resistant to fluoxetine protein 6
Molecular function (GO): acyltransferase activity, transferring groups other than amino-acyl groups
Source: RefSeq, a predicted model, not a curated record
AUUAGUCGUGAAUCUAAUUUCUUGAACAAUUGUUCCAAAACUGGAAAGAUGCGACGUCCAAAAGCAUCAACUGUGCGUUUAAUCCUAAUUGUAGGAUUUUUACUCUUUUUAACGCACAAAGUGAGCUGUGAGUUAGAUAAUUAUGAUGAAAUAAAUGAAAAUAAUAUUUAUGAUCAGUGGAAAGAAUUGGAUAAAAAAGCUGCGAAGCUUGUUAAUUCUGCAAUCAGAAUGAUUUUGCCCAAGGUUAUGGAAUCAUCCAGUUCAAUGAACAUAUCAUCAGAAUGUGUGAAACAAGGCAUGCAUUUAAUAUCUGGAUUACGACGCUUAAAAAUUUGGGCUUUUAGUUUUAUCGAUUCAAGUAGCAAGAUGGUUGAUGGAAUUUUAAGAGGAAAUAUUAAUUCCCCAGGAAUUUAUGAGGAAUGUCUAAACAUUAAAGUCCCAUCAAAAAAUUCCGAAAAACCCAUGUUUCAUGGACAGUAUUGCCAAGUAAAUAUUUCUCCUCCGUUGCCACCCAAGUCUCGAAGAUACAAAAAUGAUGAGCCUAUCGAAGAGUUAAAAAAUUUUACAGGAUCUGAAGUCAUGAAUUUGUUAGUCAAAAAAUCUGGACUUUUAUAUAAUUAUCCCCACGAGCUUGGCUUUUGUGUCCCGUCUGGCUGUAAUACAAAUGACCUUAGUCAAAUAGCUGAACUAGCGUCAAAAGAAGUAAAUUUAAUGGUAUCAGUCAAGUCCUGUGAAGUUAAACAAAAACCUCAUUACUCAGUAGGAGCAAUAUUAGGAAUAGUUCUCCUAUGUUACAUGGGUUUGUUAGUUCUUUCAGCAACAGCUUGUGAGUGGGUUUUAGCAAGGAAUGAUAUAAAAAAUAGCAAUAGUUGGAUGAGAAUAUUUCUGUGCUUCUCCUUGACAACUAAUGCCAAACAUUUAUUUAGCACUAAAACUUCAAAUCAAAGUUUAAAAUGCCUUCAUGGUAUAAAGUUUCUUAGCAUCACUUUGGUUGUGAUGGUCCAUAGCUACAUGUAUCCUUAUUUUCUACUCCAUGCUUACCAAAGACUCUUUGAUAUCAAUGAAAAGAUGAAGGAGCCGAUGAAUUAUAUGAUAAUGAAUACUCAUGUUGUAGUGGACACAUUUUACUGCAUUACAGGACUCCUUGUGUGCUACAUAACACUGAAGACUAUAAAGAUGGAUUAUAAAAAACUGAACAUAUUACACUUCAUUUUUUACAGAUUAUGGAGAUUAGCUCCUGUAUAUUAUUUCGUUUUACUGGUGACCCAGCCAGUAUCCCUGAUGGGUUCUGGUCCGUAUUUCAAAGAUGCUAUGAAUUUUAGCGUCAACAACUGCGCUAAUUAUUGGUGGCGGAAUGUCUUAUUUAUUAACAACUUUUUCAGUUAUAAUGAAAUCUGUAUGGUGCACACUUGGUACGUGUCAAUUGAAUUUCAACUUUAUCUCUCGACAUUAUUGGUUCUGAUUCCACUUAUGAGAUCACAAAAAGUUGGAAUAACCAUAAAUAUACUGAUUGUAGUUGUAUCCGUUAUCUAUACUGGAACAAUGACUUAUAUUUAUGAUCUGCCAGCGGGGGCCAGUUUAACCAACAUUGAUAAAGACCUGCUCGAUGAGGCGUACCUGAAAACCUAUGCUAAUCCUUUAAGCCAUGCUGGAGCUUACUUUAUUGGUUUUCUAGUUGGUUACAUUUUAGUAGUGAAGCCGGAUGUCAAAAUACCUCAGAAAUUCCAAAUACUAGGAUGGUUUGUCGCUGUGUUUUUCGCUUGGUUUACCAUGUUCUACAAUUCAAUAAGACUAUAUUACGGUGAACCUAGUGAUUUAGAGCUUGCAAUUUACGGAGGACUUUACAGGAAUACAUGGGUUUUAGCAGUUGCCUGGAUGACUUUCUGUUGUUGCACUGGCCGAGGAGGUUAUAUCAAUGCAUUUUUGUCGUGGUCUCCAUGGGUACCUUUAGCAAAACUUACACUCCUCAUAUACCUUAUUCAACCUACUUUACAAUUACUGUUUACUGGUGUUUUCAAGUCACCGCACGAGUACACACACUAUGAGCUAGUUAUUGUUUAUUUUGGCCUCCUCCUAAUGGCUGGACUUUUAGCUGUUGGCUGCAAUUUACUCAUAGAAUCUCCCUUAUUGGCUAUUGAAAAAAUACUUCAAGAAUCAUUUGCUGGGCAGACUAUAGUGAUUGUUUCAGACACUUAUGAAAGUAACAUGAACGGCUUCUCAAAAACAGAUGCCACAACGGAUCUGAAAGAUUUCAAAGACAUUAAAUACGAAUACAGUAUGGAAAAUAAAGCCUUUGAUGAAGUUUAGAUUACCCUAUACUAGAAUGUACUGAGCUUCUUGCUCUGCUGAUUUUAUAACUUUAACAUGAGUACAAAUAAAAAUUUCUAUGCAUUUUA